Plutella xylostella (diamondback moth) is the source of this 4318-nucleotide messenger RNA. RefSeq names its product glutamate receptor ionotropic, kainate 3. Gene Ontology annotation, cellular component: membrane. Gene Ontology annotation, biological process: monoatomic ion transport. Gene Ontology annotation, molecular function: signaling receptor activity; ligand-gated monoatomic ion channel activity. The record is from RefSeq and is a predicted model, not a curated record. Lineage: Eukaryota; Metazoa; Arthropoda; Insecta; Lepidoptera; Plutellidae.
ACUCAGAAUCCAAACACAUUACCGUCUCGCAACCUCUACGCUUUGAACGUUUAUUACACCACUGAGUUAAACAUUGAUUAACUAUAACAAACUCUUGCUAAUUACGCUAGUGCGGCCAUAAAACGCUGUGUGAUCGCAUCAUUCGGAAGUGAACAUGGGAACAUAAAACAAGGAUUAAGUGGCAAUGGUGUGUUUGACGGGAGCAAUGGGGACGCUACUAUGGAUUGGUUUAUUGAUGGUGUCGGCCGGUGCUGGUGCUGAUAUGACGCUAGGUGGUAUAUUCUACGAGGACGAUGUGGACAUGCAGUCUGCGUUCAACCUGAGCACUCGCAUGUAUAACUUCACCUCUUCCAUGCGGACCGUGCAGCGGGGGCAGAUACUGGAGGUCAGCGAACAUGUCUGCGAUCUUGUUAAGGAGGGCCUGAUCGGCAUAAUCGACGGCACAGGCGGGCGCUCCAGCGAGCACAUCCAGGCUGUGUGUGACAUGCUCGAGGUGCCACACGUCCUCGUUCAACACAACGACUUGUUCACCGCCAACUGGUCCAUACUGAACCUUUAUCCUAGCGGGGAGGCUUAUAAUACGGCAUUGGAGAAAUUGAUCAUUCACAAGGGCUGGCAAAGUUUCACGGUGCUGUAUGUGAAGGGCCACAUUCUGGGCAGAGUCGACAAUCUGUUCAGACUUGGAAACGAAACUUCGGACAUGAUUGUUUCAGUACGAGAAUUGAGUGGAGAAGAUUACAGAGACGUGCUAAUAGAAGCCAAGGAGUCAGAGUUCACAAACUUCGUGGUGGACUGUCCCUCGCAGAACAUCGAGCUGGUGUUGAACCACAGCCAGCAGGUCGGCUUGCUGGCUGACGAGCACUCUUACAUCUUCCUGUCUCCCGAUCUCUUCACGCUGGAUCUGACGCAGUACCGGUAUGGAGGAGUUAAUGUUACUGGGUUUCGCCUAAUGGAUUUGAAACAAAACAAAAAGAUGUGGGAGUACACGGCAGAUCUCAAUGAGGAAACAGGUCAAACGCGGGAACCUGAAGAAAUCAAAACUGAAGUGGUCCUCAUUCAUGAUGCAGUGAAAGUUUUCUAUGAAGCAUUGAAAAAAGUAGCGGUAGAACCGCAAGAGCUUAGCUGUGAUAAUUAUGAUUCUUGGGCGUAUGGAUCGUCUUUGCUUAACUUUAUGAGAACGAACAAAAUAAAUGGUAUAACGAGGCAGCUUUUGUUCGACGGUUUUGGACAGAGAACUAAUAUCAACUUGGAGAUUAUGGAACUCACGCCCGCUGGUAACCAAUCAAUUGGCGAGUUCAACAAUGGUUUGCUGGACAUACAGAGGCCAGUCCUGCCUGUUGCUCAGCUGACUUCAGAAUCUAUCAUGAAGAAUAAGACAUUCAUCGUUCUUAUAUCUACGACAGCCCCUUAUGGAUAUAUAAAGGAGUCGCUGCAAGAACUGGAAGGAAACGAUAGAUACGAAGGUUUCACAGUGGAUCUUAUAGAGGAGCUUUCCAAGCUUUUGGAAUUCAGCUAUGAGUUCAGGGAGCAAAAUAAAUAUGGUACAUUAUACGCAAAUGGGAAGUGGGAUGGCAUGGUCGCAGAAAUUAUGGAUGAGAAAGCUGACUUCGGCAUCUGUGACUUCACCAUCACAUCGGACCGGCAGCGCGCGAUCGACUUCUCAGUGCCCUUCAUGACCCUGGGUAUUGGCAUCUUGUACAAGGAGCCGAGCAAGCAACCGCCUGAAAUGUUCUCUUUCAUGGCUGUGUUUUCUACUGAGGUAUGGAUAUGGAUGCUGUUCGCGCAGAUCGGGCUCGGCGUGGUGAUGAUCUUCGUGGGCCGCAUCUCGCACAAGGAGUGGCAGAACCCGGUGCCCUGCAUCGAGGACCCCGACGAGUUCAGCAACCAGUUCAGCUUCGCCAACUCCGUGUGGCUGAUCAUCGGAUCUGUCAUGCAACAGGGGUCGGAGAUCGCUCCCAUCGCGCUCGCCCCGCGCAUGAUCACGAGCGUGUGGUGGUUCUUCACGAUGGUGAUGGUGGCGUCCUACACCGGCACGCUCGUGGCCUUCCUCACCGUCGAGAAGAAUGUCCUCCCGUUCACCAACGUCGAGGAGCUGUAUAGGCACAAGUCUAUCUCGUACGGGGCUAAGAAGGACGGCUCGACGAUAAAUUUCUUUCGGGACUCAAAGAAUGAGAUCUACCAGAAGAUGUACAGCAAGAUGAAGAGCAACCCCGGCUGGCUCGUGACGCACAACGACAUUGCCGUGUCCAUAGCCGAAGAGAAAAACUAUGCUGCAUUUAUGGAGUCGACAUCAAUAGAAUAUUACAAAGAGAGACAUUGUGAUUUACUACAGAUCGGAGAGCUGCUGGAUACCAAGAGUUAUGGUAUUGGCAUGAAGAAAGGAUCGGAGUACAAGAAGCAUAUUGAUGAUGCGCUGCUGACACUGAAAGAAAGAGGAGACAUACAGAAACUGAAAGACAUUUGGUGGAAAGAGAAACGUGGUGGCGGCAAAUGUGGGGUGAAAAGAGAUGAAGAACAGAAACAGCUGACACUCAGGAACAUGGUGGGAGCAUUCGUGGUGCUCGGAGUGGGGUGCCUGCUGGGGCUGCUGAUUUCCACACUGGACAUGCUGUGGGGGGUCUUCAAGAGAUCGCUGAAGUACCAGACAACGUUCCAAUACGAGCUAGUGGAAGAGCUGAAAUUCGCGCUGACAUUCAGCGGCGACGUGAAGCCGGUCCGACGGCGUCUCACGGAAGGUUCGUCCGAGGCUCUAGCUGACGACCCAGAGGCGAAGGACGAGCUGAAGUCGCUGAGGUCUGUGCGGUCGUCGGACACCCACCGGACCCACCACUCACACUCGCAUAGCUCGAGGCAUUCGUCUAGGAGCCAGAGUGUGGCAUUUGCACGGAUGAGGAGUUAUGAUUAGAGGAGCUCUUGUUUUUAUUGUAAGAUUAAUAGUUUGUUUUAUUAUUGGAGAGGCAUUAUUUGUUGUAAGGGUAAAAGUUUUUUUAGUAUGUGGGAAUUAACUUGGGCUAAGUUUAGGUUUUAAUAGAAUUAAUUUAGUUUAGACUAGACGUAUUUAUUAACGUCCCUAAAUCAUGAUUUUUUAUAUUCUUACCUAAGUUGUUUUCACGAUAAAUGAGGUUUGUACGUGCCAAAUUAUAGUCUACAAGGUGUUUCUAGUCAAGCACGGUCAAGCAAGUGUAUUUAAUAAUAAUUAAAUUAGUAUUGUUAUUUAAUAUAUUGUGAAAAAUAUAUUAUAGAUAUCACUGACAAAAUAAUCACAAUUUCCAAGUUAUAUAAGGUCAAGGUUUGCGUAAAGAACGAAAGAUUUUCACAGGCCCAAUAAAUAUUUAUAUUUUUCCACUUACUGCCGUGUACUAAAAGAAAUAUUGUUAUAGUUAAAUAAUAUGAGAAAUGUCGACCGCCUUCUAUUUGGGGUUGAAUAAUCAAUAAGAAAUAUUUUAGCACUCACAUUAUCUUUUAAGUGUAUUUUUGGGUUAAAUGUAGGUAGUAUUUAUUUACAUGGCCCAUAAAGACGUACGAAAUAUGCUAAUACUUAUGUAGAAUAGAGUAAUUCACUAAUAAAUGUGAAUUUCGUUAUUAAAAGUAAUUUUACCAAACAAAAAAUAAACAUAUAUAUGUAUGAAAAGUUACACUUGGAUUUAACAUUUUAAAUGAUACCGUAUUCUUAUGUUGUAUUUUUUUUCAGCGCACUACCUAUACUAUAGUUACGAAAACGGGUUUCAAGUAGAUAUCACCACACUAAAGCACAUAAUCUCAUAACUCGGUACCUACCUACCUACCUAGGACAGGCCAAUAGACUCUAUACCGGUCUCCGUAAAGGACUUGGGCGAAUUCGCGUAUGGAUAAUAUGUAAAUCAUACAACUAAAACUUGGACCUUACUGGUGCAUGUCCACACUACAGUUUACACAAAACAUUGUAGCAAAAUAAUGUCCGUCCAUAAACUAAGCUAUGAGACUUUGUAAAUUAGUCUUAUCUGAGCUUGAGUUACCAACACAGCAGAUUUACUGAGUGUGAACUUUGACUCUUAACUUUGUAUCGCCGAUGUAGAGCUCGAUACACGUAAGUUGACCACAUUUUCCAGCAAAGUUAGCCGACAGCAGCAGAUAUAUGCAUAAAACGGAACGUGCCAUGGACACUAUUUGGACACAAACAAUCUAUGUAUUAGGUAUUAGUCUAACGAAUUGCUAUUGACAAUAUUGUGACGGAAUUUUGGUCAUGUUCCGUGAAUCAAAGUGUAUCAAUUAAUGGAAUCUUGCAGGCUCCAGAAGGGAGGUAUCCUUUCAGGACGGGCGCAGUUAACGAUACCCUAUU